UUUUGGUUUCAUAGGUGAAAUUUGUUGGUUGAUCUGGAUUAUUUUAUUAAACCCGGUUCUGUCUCUGAAUUUUACGGCUGAACGGAAUUGGGUCGUGUUAAUUUUCAUUUUUUUUAAAUUUUUUGGGUCAAACAGGUUUCUUGAUUGGCUUAUUUCGUGAGGUUAAUUGGAGAUCUCUUUUUUGUUUUUGUUAUAAUUUUAUGCUGUUUUAAUGUGUUGUUGAUGUUCUUCAUCUAAUAAGAUGUCAAUAUUUUGCGAAUUGGAUUUGGCUGUUGUUCUGCAUCUGGAAAAGGUUUUGAUUUCUGUAACUUGUGUUGAUUCCGGCAAUGUGAUAAGUGGAAUUAGAAUUGUAUAUUUGUGACAAGAUUGGAGGGCGAGCUUGGCGCAACAGAAAGGUUGCUCUUUUGUGACCGAAAGGUCACAGGUUUGAGUCAUGGAAACAGCCUCUUGCAAAGUAAGGGCGGUAUUUUCGUAGGGUUGAGGAAGAUAAAGUUGUUAUCGGUUCCAGAGGAGGAACUUGAAGCUUGGUAGGGAUAGAAUAGUAAACAAAUUACACUAGGCAGAGAUGUUUUCGUUGUUUUACGGACUAUGGAAAUAUAUGUUCAGUAAGACGGAGUUUCAUGUGCUCAUUCUUGGAAUCGACAAGGCUGGGAAGACGACUUUGCUCGAGAAGUUGAAGUCAAUGUACUCAAACUUGGAGGGUCUCCCUCCUGAUCGAAUUGUUCCAACUGUGGGACUAAAUAUUGGUCGUAUUGAAGCAUCAAAUACCAAGCUUGUGUUCUGGGACCUAGGGGGUCAGCCUGGUCUUCGCUCAAUCUGGGAGAAAUAUUAUGAAGAAGCACAUGCUGUGGUCUAUGUAAUUGAUGCCACUUGUCCAUCACGUUUUGAAGAUUCAAAAUCUGCAUUAGAAAAAGUUCUUCGGCAUGAGGAUUUGCAAGGAGCUCCUCUAUUGAUUUUGGCCAACAAGCAGGACGUUGCUGAUUCUGUAUCAGCUGAGGAACUUGCUCGAUAUCUGGAUCUUAAAAAGUUGGAUGAAAGGGUUUUUAUGUUUGAAGCCGUUUCAGCAUACGAUGGGAUGGGGAUUAAAGAAAGCGUGGAGUGGUUGGUGGAGGUAAUGGAGAGAAGCAAGAGAACCGAAACACUGAGAGCCCGAGCAGGCCCGGCUUCUGCCUAGAAUGGCAUUGUAUGAAUCGACAUGCAGUUUUCUUGCCUUGCUCUGCUUCUGUACCAAUUGUGUAAGUAAAUCAGGCUUUUUGAAUUCUAAUUAAAUUACUACAUGAUUCAAAGUAAAAAAAAAAUCAAGAUUUCACUUGUUUUCUUC
This is a messenger RNA of Pyrus x bretschneideri (Chinese white pear), 1321 nucleotides long. Its product is annotated as ADP-ribosylation factor-related protein 1-like. Gene Ontology annotation, molecular function: GTPase activity; GTP binding. NCBI's taxonomy places the organism in Eukaryota, Viridiplantae, Streptophyta, Magnoliopsida, Rosales, Rosaceae. The record is from RefSeq and is a predicted model, not a curated record. Gene Ontology annotation, cellular component: Golgi apparatus. The coding region runs from base 566 to 1174 and encodes 202 amino acids. The transcript has 7 exons. Gene Ontology annotation, biological process: intracellular protein transport; Golgi to plasma membrane protein transport; protein localization to organelle.